Messenger RNA from Letharia columbiana, 1659 nucleotides. RefSeq lists its product as uncharacterized. The coding region runs from base 1 to 1659 and encodes 552 amino acids. The transcript has 3 exons. The record is from RefSeq and is a predicted model, not a curated record. NCBI's taxonomy places the organism in Eukaryota, Fungi, Ascomycota, Lecanoromycetes, Lecanorales, Parmeliaceae.
AUGUUGCUCCCCAAAAGAGCCUUCUUUUUCAGCCUCUCCGCCUUGUCUGGUGCCGACCAGAUCCCAUUGACUGCUCCCGACGCUUCCCCGUUCACCCCAGACUUCGAUAAGCUCGUCACAGAUACUCUGGACUACUGGCAUACUCCAGGCAUCUCCGCUGCUGUGGUAGCUGGCGAUAAGACGUUCAGCAAAGGCUACGGCAUCGCGACCUUCCCUGACGAGAAGGUCACACCUUCCACCCUCUUCUACACAGGCUCGACGACAAAGUCCUUCACCGCCGCAGCUGUCUCCCUUCUCAUCGACGACACUGCCAAUUCCAGCAAUCCUCUGACAUGGCAGACUCCUCUUUCCUCCCUCAUUCGCGAAGACUUCGUGUUGCCCGACGAGUGGGCCACUUCACACGUUACCCUCGAGGAUGCUCUCUCCCAUCGAACCGGCAUGCCUGACCAUGACCUGAGUUGGGGGACCCUUAAUACUACAGUUCGCGAUGCAGUACGGAAGCUUCGUCAUCUGCGGAUGACGGCUGAGCCACGCACAAAAUGGCAAUACUGCAACCUGAUGUACAUCACUAUCACACACUUCAUUGAGACUUAUACAAGCAACUGGCUGAGUAACAUCCUCCGGGAUCGCAUAUGGGAGCCUUUGGGCAUGAAGGAUACCUUCUUUUCGCUAUCGGAUUCUAAAGCAGCUACGUAUACCGGCAACGCUACCCUAGCUCGAGGAUACGUAUGGCUUAAUCGAACCCAGGAAUAUCGCAGCGUAUCUUACAUGGAUUCGGAUGCUGUCUCUGGAGCUGGUGCAAUAAUAUCCAAUGUACUAGACUACGCCAAGUGGCUCCGGUGUAUGAUGACUAUGGCUGCUCCACUCUCCCAGGCUGCACAUAACUCCCUGCGCUUUCCGCGGAUCAAUAUACCUGCCUUUGGCAUCCAAAACACAGGACUCAGAGUCGUCCACGGAUAUGCGCUGGGCUGGUUCAUUAGCAACUAUCGUGGAGAGGUUAUGUUAUGGCAUACUGGUAGCCUCGGCGGUUUCGCAACCAUGAUGGCUUACCUACCACGAAGAAAUUGGGGGUUUACUAUUAUGGCCAACGAUAUGGAAGGUGGCAAGAUCACUCACCAGAUCCUGUCCUACCAAUUGCUUGACGAUCUGCUUGGGACACCGCAGAGUGAGCGGCUCUCCUGGAGUGCUACCAUCGACUGGGACCUUCGGAAUGCAACAGAGGUUCUUAGGGAUCCUACAAAACACCUAUAUGCGGAUGCACCCCUGGGAGAUAAUGCUAUUCCACUGACUUUGUCUUUGAGUCAUUAUACCGGGAGAUACACGCACCUUGGUUAUCCCAAUUUUACACUCAUCACCAAAACCAACCUUGAUCCGAGCCUGCAUAUGGCAGGGGCGAACCAUAAAGAGAUACUCCACACUGACUCAUAUAUGUUGAGUGGACCCGUCUCAAUCGAUUUUACACACGCCAGCGGCGAAUAUUUUGUGAUUUACAUCCGAAUCCUCGAAGAGACAAGGCAGCCGGGCGACUACGAACCUAUGCGCGAUAUGGUCUCAAAAGCCGAGUUUCGGCUUGGGGAGAAUGGGGCGGUGAAAGAGCUAGGUUUGGGGCUGCAGCCAGAGAUGGGCGAUGAUAAGAUAUGGUUUACAAAAGUCGAAUGA